Molecule: messenger RNA, 225 nt
Organism: Colletotrichum godetiae
Lineage: Eukaryota; Fungi; Ascomycota; Sordariomycetes; Glomerellales; Glomerellaceae
Exons: 1
Coding region: 1-225 (74 amino acids)
Source: RefSeq, a predicted model, not a curated record
AUGUGCGAGUGGUACCGACGCAACUACGCCUGCGGGCACCACUUCACGGGCGCCUCCGAGUGGUGCUACCGGUACAGCCAGACGCAGAAGCGGUGCAAGGUGGUGGUGACGCAGGUCGACUACGACUCGUCUGUGUGCAAGAGCUGUAUGAAGAAGGGCGUCAAGACUGAGGUGCCCUGGGAGCACAUGAUUGACCGGUCCAAAUUCGAUCCCAACCAGGAAUGA